This is a messenger RNA of Drosophila hydei, 6561 nucleotides long. RefSeq names its product serine-rich adhesin for platelets (gene Mur89F). Gene Ontology annotation, cellular component: extracellular region. NCBI's taxonomy places the organism in Eukaryota, Metazoa, Arthropoda, Insecta, Diptera, Drosophilidae. The coding region runs from base 1 to 6435 and encodes 2144 amino acids. The transcript is spliced from 3 exons. Gene Ontology annotation, molecular function: chitin binding. The record is from RefSeq and is a predicted model, not a curated record.
AUGACGCCAUUCUCGCAGCUCGACAAAAUGGCGACGACGACGACGGAAAUACGCUGGCUCUGCCGAUUGCUGCUGCUCGGCGCUUGCAUUGGCGCCGCCAUAGCUCGAGUGCCGCUGGGCGUGACAAUAUUAAUUUAUAUCUUUAAUCGCUAUGGCCUCCAACUAAAUCCAACUUACAUACGACUAUAUCGCUUGACUUUUAUUGCAGACAUUACAUCUUCGUCAGUCUAUGGACGCAGUGCCCCUGAUGAUGUCGCCUUCUAUUGCCCGGAGGAGGGCCUGUUUCCCGAUGACUACGACUGUCGCAUCUACUACCGCUGUGAGAAGCGUUCCGAGCAUUAUAUCAAACCAUACAUGUUCGCCUGCAAGGAGGGCACAGUCUUCUCGCGUACCCUCCAAUUGUGCUUGCCGCCAAUGCUGGCCGGACGUGGAGAGUGCGAGCAGUAUAUAAACGAAGUCGAUGUCAGUCAGGAGACAGACAGCCAGCUGCCAUUUGAUGGGCUCGUCAAUAACCAGAAUGGACAUAAUGUGAUGCUUAAUAGCGGCGUCACACCCGCUGCCGCCUUGGCGCUGCACACCUAUGCUACUGCAAAUCAGUUGCCCACAAAUUAUGGACUGACAGGCUUGAGUGGUGUUUCAGUCAUAUCCUUUUCGAGCUCAUCAUCUUUGCGCUCUGGCGGUGAGGAGGGUGUGUCGUGCGAGGAUGAUGGAUUUAUGAGUGAUCCCAUUGACUGCACCGUGUUCUAUCGCUGCAUCUCCAAUGGACGCGGCUAUAAUAAAAUUGGUUUUCGUUGCUCGGACGGCACCGCCUGGGAUGAGUCACUACAGUCCUGCAACCAUAUAAUUAAAGUUCGUGCCAAUGGCGGCUGUCGCAAUCAGGCCGCCCCACUGAGCGAUGAGCAGAGCUCGACACAGUCAUCCCAAUCGAGCUAUCAGAAUACCACCUCGUCCUCAUCUUCCUCCAACAGUCAGCAAAGUUCAUCGACAAGCUCCUCAACAUCAUCCUCGUCUAAUAGCUCGACGUCUUCCAACAGUUCGACAAACCAAUCUAGCUCCAACCAGGAGUCAUCUACAUCGAGCAGCAAUCAGCAAUCAUCAAACUCAAACAGCAAUCAGUCCUCCAGCAGCACAGAAAGUUCCACCAGCAGCGCUCAGCAUACCAGUUCGGAAUCUUCGAAUCAAAACUCUGGAAGCAAUCAAUCCUCCAGCAAUAAUCAAAGCUCUGGUAGCAGUCAGUCUUCUAGCAACAACCAGAAUUCCAGCAGCCAAAGUUCCAAUAACAAUAACCAAAAUCAAAGCGCCAGCAGUAACCAAUCUUCCAGCAACAAUCAGAACAACCAGAGCUCAUCAAACAAUCAAUCUUCCAGUGGCUCCAACAACCAAACUAAUCAGAAUGUCAACAAACCUGCAUCAGGUGAAUGCGUGGACGAGAACACGUACAUACCAGAUCAAAAGGAUUGCGCCAAGUUCUACAGGUGUCGCUUAGAUGGCGAUGGUAAUUUAGAGAUGGUGCCAUUUACCUGUGGUCCUGGCACUGUUUGGGGUCAAGAGGAGAAAGUUUGCAUUUUACCUAGUGAAGAUCAAAAGAAGCAAUGCAAUAUACAAUCUAGCUCUUCGAGCAGUGGAAAUAAUCAAAGUGGCAACAGCACUUCCAGUGGCAGCAAUCAAUCUUCCACUUCAAGCAAUAAUAAUAACAACAACCAAUCUAACAAUGAGCAAGGAUCAUCAACAUCAAAUAGCAGUCAGCAAAGUUCGUCAGCUAGCAAUCAAGGCUCAUCCUCAUCAUCAACCUCUGGCAAUCAGAGUAGCAACCAAGGCUCGUCAUCUUCAUCUUCUUCAAACUCCAGCAAUCAAUCUGGUCAAAACUCCACAAGUUCUUCAAGCUCCCAAGCGACAACAACAAAACCCCCAACUCCUGACGGCGAGUGUGAGCAUACGGAAACGUAUUUGCCUGAUAAAAAGGACUGUGCGCGCUUCUACCGUUGCGUGGAUAAUGGAAAUGGCGGAUUUGAUAAGGUUGCGUUUGAUUGUGCACCGGGUACUGUUUGGGAUCCCGACUCAAAGGGCUGCAACCAUCCAACAGAUGUCCAAAAGGAACAAUGCAAGGCUAUGGCCAGUGGAACAGGCAGUUCAUCAAACCAAAGCUCUUCCUCUAAUCAAGAAUCAUCCUCUAAUCAAAGUUCAUCCUCGAAUCAAGGAUCGUCAUCCAAUCAAGGAUCAUCUUCCAAUCAAGGAGCAUCUUCAAAUCAAGGUUCAGCGUCCAAUCAAGGAUCUUCCUCUAACCAGGGAUCGUCUUCUAAUCAAGGAUCAUCUUCCAAUCAAGGAUCGUCUUCCAAUCAAGGAUCGUCUUCCAAUCAAGGAUCAUCAUCCAGCCAGGGAUCAUCUUCUAAUCAAAGUUCUUCGUCGAGCCAAGGAUCGUCAUCUAACCAAGGCUCGUCCUCCAGUCAAAGUUCGUCAUCCAAUCAGGGAUCAUCUUCUAAUCAAGGAUCAUCUUCAAAUCAAGGAUCAUCAUCUAACCAGGGAUCGUCUUCCAAUCAAGGAUCGUCUUCCAAUCAAGGUUCAUCGUCCAAUCAAGGAUCUUCCUCUAACCAGGGAUCGUCUUCUAAUCAAGGAUCAUCUUCCAAUCAAGGAUCGUCUUCCAAUCAAGGAUCAUCAUCCAGCCAGGGAUCAUCUUCUAAUCAAAGUUCUUCGUCGAGCCAAGGAUCGUCAUCUAACCAAGGCUCGUCCUCCAGUCAAAGUUCGUCAUCCAAUCAGGGAUCAUCUUCUAAUCAAGGAUCAUCUUCAAAUCAAGGAUCAUCAUCUAACCAGGGAUCGUCUUCCAAUCAAGGAUCGUCUUCCAAUCAAGGUUCAUCGUCCAAUCAUGGAUCCUCAUCCAGUCAAGGUUCAUCGUCCAAUCAAGGUUCAUCGUCCAAUCAAGGAUCUUCCUCUAACCAGGGAUCGUCUUCAAAUCAAGGAUCAUCAUCUAACCAGGGAUCGUCUUCCAAUCAAGGAUCGUCUUCCAAUCAAGGUUCAUCGUCCAAUCAAGGAUCAUCGUCCAAUCAAGGUUCAUCGUCCAAUCAAGGUUCAUCGUCCAAUCAAGGAUCUUCCUCUAACCAGGGAUCGUCUUCAAAUCAAGGAUCAUCAUCUAACCAGGGAUCGUCUUCCAAUCAAGGAUCGUCUUCCAAUCAAGGUUCAUCGUCCAAUCAAGGAUCCUCAUCCAGUCAAGGUUCAUCUUCCAAUCAAGGUUCAUCGUCCAAUCAAGGAUCUUCCUCUAACCAGGGAUCGUCUUCAAAUCAAGGAUCAUCAUCCAGUCAGGGAUCAUCUUCUAAUCAAGGCUCAUCUUCCAAUCAAGGUUCAUCGUCCAAUCAAGGAUCAUCUUCAAAUCAAGGAUCAUCCUCUAACCAGGAACCAGCCACAACAACAACUCAGAAGCCAUUUAAACCGGCAGAGAAAUGUGAGAGUGAAGAAACAUUCCUAGCUGACAAUGAAAAUUGUUCGAAAUUCUAUCGUUGCGUUGACAACGGAAAGGGUGGCUUUAUGAAAGUAUCAUUCACCUGCCCACCAAAUACCAUUUGGCAUCCCGAAGCCAACAGCUGUAACCAUCCAUCGCAGAUUGACAUGCAGAGUCUGAAGUGCAAGCGAGUCAACAAUAACCAAUCUUCCACUUCAUCCACCACAGAACAAACGACAUCUUCAAGCUCUCAAUCUAGCAACAAUAUAAGCUCUACAACAUCCAGCUCAAGUAGCUCUAGUUCCACACCGUCACCAAAGCCUUCUGGCAAUUGUAAUGUUAAUGGUCAGUUCCUAGGAGAUGAUAAAGACUGUGCCAAGUUCUAUCGCUGUGUGGAUAAUGAUAGAGGUGGAUUCUAUACGGUAGCCUUUUCUUGUCCCCCCGGAACUGUAUGGGAUGCUCAGAUUGAGGCUUGUAAUCAUGCCUGGGCCGUUAAAGAUAAAAGCUGUGGCAACAGCGUCACCACACAACGGCCAGUUUCAACCGCCACUACCCCUAGUCAAGGUUCAUCGCAAUCCUCUGGCACAACAACAUCAGCCAUAAUACCGACAACGCAAAGACCAACCCAAAACCCGAGCACAACAACAGGAAAACCCUCAACGCAAAAGCCAACUACCCAAAAGCCUGUUACGCAAAAGCCAACGAGCUCAACUGCAAAUGUGAAGUGUACAUCUGAGGGCUUCAUUGGCGAUCCAGACAGCUGUUCUAAAUUCUAUCGCUGCAUUAGCAAUGGCAAGGGAGGCUUUGACCAGGUGGCUUUCCAUUGUGCCGCUGGCACAGUUUGGGACCAGGACCUACAAACCUGCAAUCACGACUUGAAUAUGUGCAACCCAAUACCUGAAGAUGGCCCAGUCAAUGCUACAACAGAGUCUGAUAAGGGCCCAUGUGACAAUACCACAGAGCAGCCUACUUCUACAGCUGUGCCAGUGACAACGAACUCACCUAUCACCUCGGAGCCAAAUACGACAAAUGGUCCAACUGAACCAGCCACGGAAUCAACAACAGAUAGGCAGACCACAACCAGUCAACCCACAACUAACCAACCCAUAACUAACCAGCCUACUACAAGUGUUCCAUUUGAGCCGACAACUACUUAUCAACCUCCAACGACGCUAUGGACAACGACAAGCAAACCAACAACAACUGAAAGUCAACCCACAUCAUGGACAACGUCCACUCAAUCUUCUUCAGGUGAAACAAAUCCUCCAACCACAACGAUAAUGCCCGAAACUACAACCAAGGUGCCCAAUUUACCACCUGGCACCGAGUGCAAGGGCGAAGGAUUUAUGCCUGAUCCCAACAAUUGCCGAAAAUUCUACAGAUGUCAAAAAACAGGUGACUCAUACUCGAAGCAUGAGUUCAUGUGCGCAAAGAAUACAGCUUGGAAUGCAGACAUACAAACGUGUGAUCAUGCGCAGAAUGUGCCGGGAUGUUCAGGUCAAACGGAAGCUCCAAACGAGACAACAAAUCCAACCGUAACUACAACCGAAAUUACUUCAACAGAGCCAACAACAGUACCACCAACGAAGCCAACAACAGAACCACCAACGAAGCCAACAACAGAACCACCAACGAAGCCAACAACAGAACCACCAACGAAACCAACAACAGAGCCAACAACAGAACCAACAACAGAGCCUCCAACGAAACCCACAACAGAACCACCAACGAAGCCAACAACAGAACCACCAACAAAGCCAACAACAGAGCCACCAACUAAGACAACAGAACCACCAACAAAACCGACAGAGCCACCAACCAAACCCACAGACUACACGGAGAAACCAACGGAUACUCCAACAAAACCCACGGACUAUCCAAUCAGCAAGCCAACCACAGAAAUGUACCCAGGAACAACUGGAUUUACAACAUCAAUGCCAGGCUAUUCUCCAACUACCACUGAAGAAAAUACUGGUACUACUAUGGAGCCGUCAGUCAACUUUAAAUGUCCAGGUGAAGGUUUCCACGCUGAUCCUGAGGAUUGCAGCAUUUACUAUCGCUGCACCAAGAACAAGGAUAAUUAUCAAGUAUAUAAGUUCCGUUGUCCAAAAGGCACAGUUUGGGACACGUCGCUGGAUACAUGCAACUAUGCCGAUCAGGUAUCAGGUAACUGCUCCUCUGGCAGCAUGACUUCAACAACAAAACCGAGUGGAACAACAACACCAUGGACAGAUAUGCCUACAAGCACAAUUAUACCGGUGACAACACUUAAGCCAGAAACAACAACCAACACAGAAACUACUACAGGUGGACCAGUUGACACGACAACUACAAAUAAACCAGUGGAGGUAACUACAAAUAAGCCAGUGGAUACAACUACAUAUAAACCAAUCGAGACAACUACCGAGCAGCAACAGAAACCAAAUCCUGAGCCGUCUAGCAACUCAAGUGCUCCCUGUCCACCAACUACUGAGGAUCAAAGCUUGUUUGUCUGCCCGUCUGGAUUCCGUCGGCAUUCUAAACAAUGCGGAGUCUUCUACCAAUGCAAUGAAAACUCAGAUUCGAAUCUGAAUAUUGUAUUAUUCCAAUGUCCCAAUGGUACCGUCUAUCAGGAAUCAUCAUGUCGUUGUGCCAAGCCGGGACCCAAUGACACCUGCUACAACAAGGGAUCAUCACGCACACAGCUGUUUGAGGAGGAAGCGCAACCACUUAACUUGGUGCCAAUUCAUUCGACAGAGCCUCUUUGUCCAGAAGAGGGACACUUUGCACUGAAUCAGGAUGAAUGUAGCCAAGUAUUCGUGAAAUGUGGCUACUCGCAGCAAACAGGCCACAUCGAGGGACAAAUAUAUCGCUGCCCGCAAGGCUUCGCCUAUUGGAAUGUCAGCCGUCGUUGCGAGCCAGCUAGAAAGCUUAGCAGCUGCAUUCCAUCUACAUACAAUGUGGGCGAUAGUGUGCCUCUGGAGUGGGUCAACAUCGGACACAGACGUCGCAGUCUGCGCAUCUAAAACAUAUACAUACAUUUUAAUAAAUCGAUAGCGUUAAUAUAGAAAUUGUAAAAGGCAAUCGCAAUUGUUUGCUGCGCACGCUUCCAGAUUCGAGCAGCUUGCGCAGCAAAUGACGAGCCAAAAGAC